Molecule: messenger RNA, 983 nt
Organism: Zonotrichia leucophrys gambelii
Lineage: Eukaryota; Metazoa; Chordata; Aves; Passeriformes; Passerellidae
Gene: MIP
Product: major intrinsic protein of lens fiber
Exons: 4
Coding region: 165-983 (272 amino acids)
Biological process (GO): water transport; transmembrane transport
Cellular component (GO): plasma membrane; apical plasma membrane
Molecular function (GO): water channel activity
Source: RefSeq, a predicted model, not a curated record
UGUCCCGUGCCCCGGGCAGCGAAUCGGUUAACGGUGUGGGGUGGGAGGGUGGCUGAGGUGCGAUCCCACCCCCGGGGCCGGCCCGGGGGGGGCUUAUAAAGGUGGGCACGGGCGGCCCCCGGGGAGGGGAGCGGGGCCGUGGAGGGCGGCAGCGGGGCCAGGCCAUGCGGGAGCUGCGCUCGUCCGCCUUCUGGAGGGCCGUGCUGGCCGAGUUCCUGGGCAGCCUCCUCUAUGCCCUGCUGGGGCUGGGGGCCUCCCUGCGCUGGGCCCCGGGCCCCCCCAGCGUUGUGGGGUCCGCCUUGGCCUUCGGGCUGGCCCAGAGCACGCUGGUGCAGGCGUUGGGCAAUGUCAGCGGGGGUCACGUCAACCCGGCCAUCACGCUGGCCUUCCUGAUGGCCUCGCAGCUCUCCCUGCCCCGUGCCCUGGGUUACCUGCUGGCCCAGGUGUUGGGAAUGCUGGCCGGAGCUGGGGUGCUCUAUGGGGUGACCCCCGGCCCCGUCCGUGGCACCCUCGGCCUCAGCGCGCUGCACCCCGGCGUGGGCCCGGGCCAGGGCACGGUGGUGGAGCUGCUCCUGACCGCCCAGUUCGUCCUCUGCGUCUUCGCCAGCUUCGACGACCGUCACGACGGGCGCCCGGCCAUGGCCGCCGUGCCCGUCGGCUUCUCCCUCGCCCUCGGUCACCUCUUCGGGAUCCACUACACGGGCGCCAGCAUGAACCCCGCUCGCUCCUUCGCCCCCGCCGUCAUCACCCGCAACUUCGCCAACCACUGGGUGUACUGGGCGGGCCCGCUGCUGGGCGCGGCGCUGGGCGCGGUGCUCUACGAGUUCGCGCUGUGCCCGCGGCCGCGCAGCUUGGCCGAGCGCCUGGCCGCCCUCAAGGGAGAGCCGCCCGCCCCCACCGCCGUCACCGCCGCCGCCGCCACCGCCGAGCCGCCGCCCGAGCCGCCGGCAGAGCCGCUGGAGCUGAAGACGCAGGGGCUGUAA